Molecule: messenger RNA, 7305 nt
Organism: Phragmites australis (common reed)
Lineage: Eukaryota; Viridiplantae; Streptophyta; Magnoliopsida; Poales; Poaceae
Product: chromatin modification-related protein eaf-1-like
Exons: 10
Coding region: 301-3897 (1198 amino acids)
Source: RefSeq, a predicted model, not a curated record
UUCUCGGUCCUCCUCGGUGGUGUUCGCAACACAGAAGAGAGAGGCUACAGCGAGAAGGACGAAACCCGUCGGCUUCCACCUCGCGCCGCCUGCGAUCCAGUCCGCGGGGUCGGCUCCGAGGUUCGUUCCACCCCCACUCCUCUUCCUCGUCCAACCGGAGAUCCGGACCGCCGGGGUGGCCUCCGGCCCAGGGUUGGGGUUUAGCUCCUCCACCGUUCACCGGGUAAGGUUUUGGAGCGGGCGAGUUGCGAAUCGUAGAGGAUUAAUACUUGAUUGGGCAAAAGUUAGCUAGUUUCGGCGAUGGGUUUUGAUAAUGAAUGUAUUUUGAGCAUUCAAUCCCUUCCUGGUGAAUAUUUCUGCCCUGUUUGUCGGACACUCAUAUAUCCCAAUGAAGCUCUGCAAUCUCAGUGCACACAUCUCUACUGCAAACCCUGCUUGGCUUAUAUAGUGGCAACAACAAAAGCUUGUCCUUAUGAUGGCUAUUUGGUUACAGAAAUUGACUCCAAGCCUCUGAUGGAAUCAAAUAAAUCCCUUGCUGAGACAAUUGGCAAAGUCGUGGUCCAUUGCCUGUAUCAUAAGAGUGGUUGCCAGUGGCAAGGAACACUAUCUGCCUGUAUCACACAUGGCACUACUUGUGCAUAUGGGAACUCCCCCGUUGUAUGUAACCGUUGUGGGACACAGAUUGUACAUCGUCAAGUGCAAGAACAUGCUCAACUCUGCCCUGGCUUGCAACCUCAAACACAGCAAACCGAUGGUAGUCAGGCACAACCAUCAGUGUUAACGACUCAAUCAGUCGCCCAAGAUCCAUCACUUGUUGCCUCAGCAGGAUCUGCAGCAGCUGCAGAUACAACAUUGCCAUCUGCAACUACAACCACAGCUGUAACAGCUUCUUCAGCAGCAACAGGAGGGCCAGCUGGUGCAAUCACAGCAAGCACAGCAGCAGUGCCUCCUUCGGUUGCUGCAUCAUCUGCUGCUCCCCAAACUCCAACAGCUGAGCAGUGGUACCAACAGCAGCAGCUCCAAUACUCACAGUACUACCAGCAGCAGUACCCUGGAUACAACCCUUACAUGCAGCAGUAUCAACAGUAUGAUGAGUACCAGCAGGUGUACCAGCAGUACACGCAACCUCAAAUGCAAGUAGCAUCCCAGAACACGGCUCAAGGAUCUGCACAACCUGCUUCAUAUGUUCAGCCUCAAGUGCAGCCCUCUCAGGCCCAAUACGUGAUUGCAUCCCAACCCCGAAAUCAGCCCCAAUUUCAACCACCAGCAGUUCAUCCACAGCCUCCGCAGCAUCCAGUGCAACCCCAACACCAAAGUCAGCCCCACCUUCCCCAUCUUCAAGCACCUGCAGGUCAACUGCAGCCUCCACCAAUUCAGUCAGCCCCUCAAGUUCCACAGCUGCAACUGCAAAGUCGCUUACCUCUCCAGCUGCCUGGCUCCCAAGCACAACCUACAGCACAUCCACCAGCCCCUACUCAAGUUGGUAAUCAGCAACUUGCUAUUCCUUCUAUUCAGUCCACACCUCUUCAAUUGCAGCCACAUGUACAAGCUCAACAUCCACAACAACAACAUGUGCAACUACAAACUUUACCUCCACAGCAAAAUCUUCAACCUCAGAUGCAGCUAAAGUCUCAAGUCCAGCAGCAGUCUUACCCACAGCCUCAGGCCUAUGCUCAGCCAACGCCUCAUGCGCAGCCUCAAAAUACUUCAUAUCCGCAACAGCAUAUGCCACAAGGUGCUCCAUUGCAACACCCUGAACAUGUAUCUCACCAACAAGGACUUGCUCCUCAGCAUCCUGCACCGAUGCAUCCAACAAUGCCAGGUCAACAACCAGCUAUGCUACCUCCUCAAGCAGUUCAGUAUACACCGCAAUAUCAACAACAUAUUGGAUAUCAUGCUCAUCGACUACCAAUGCAUUCCAUCAUCCCUUUCCAGACACCGCAACAAGGAUUGCCUCCCCACUCAUUUGCUUCCUCACAAGCAGGUCAAUCAUACCAGCAAGGAAUGCCCUCAUCACAACAACAGGUGCAUUCCCAACCUUCACAUCCUCAUGGUCCGCCAUAUACACAACAGCAUAUUCCUGGCCAUGGCUAUGCUGGGCAUCAUGUUCAAACUUCAGCUGGUAAACCUAUGAGUCAUGUUGCACCACCACAGCAAUUUCAACAUCAAGCUGGUGGUCCAGCUAACGAUUUACUGGCAAGUGUUAUGAAUCAACAGCCACCAAUGCCUAGGACAUCUGAUAAUGUGGGAUUAACAUCUCAAUUGCAUGGUGCUGGACAACCUACUGGGCAGAGUUCUUUAACUUUGGAAAACCAUGCUCCAAAAUCAGGCAAGUCAGAAAUUGUAAAAAAUGCUGCUGAUGAUACCACAGUAAGUGAAAAUAAAAAUGGUGGUGCUGAAUCUGCUGUCAUGAGGCCUACAAUGUCACAAUCAUUGGGUAAUGAAAACAUGAACAUAGAACAGAAUGAUUUUGGUAGUGUUAGAAAAGAUGUGGUACAAACUAGCGUUGCAUUGGACAGUACAGAUGGUUCAAUUGCAAAGGAUGAAAUUGCUGUCUGGACAGGUAAUUCAAAUGGUCCAGGUGUACAGGGAGGCAAAGAGCAUAAGGCUUCAAAUGCACAAAAUGGUCUUGAGAAAGGAGGAUCAUUACAGCAGGUAUCAUGGCAAAAUGCAGGGGCACUGGGGUCCUAUGUGCCCCCAGGGAUGGUGCCACAACAUCCAUCUGGACAAGAUAGGAUGCUUCCUCAGCAUAUGAUACAUUCUGGUCCCAUGCCGUCUAAUAUGCAAAAGCAGCCAAAUCAAAUGAGGCCACCUAAGCAUAGUUUCUCUGAAAAUACUCAGCCACCGAGGCAGCAACCAUAUAGUUCAUUUCAUUCUGAAACGACACCAAGGGCAUUUGGAGAUAACCAAAUUCAGAUGCCAAUGCCACAGCCUGUGGGCAUCAGACCUGGUGAUGGUAUGAUUCGACCACCCAUUGCUGGCCCAUUACCUGGACGACAUGAUGCAAUGAUGCCCCCUUUUGUCCCUGAACAGAUGGGUCGGCCACCUCCUCUUGGAAUGUCGAAGAGCAAUGAUGUUGGUGGUGGACCUCUUGGAAUUGGAAGGGCUUUCCAUGAAGAGCGUGUCAAUGCUUCAGGGGAACAUCUCAGGUCACUUGCGGCAUAUCCUGGUAGACAUGAUCUCAACCAUAAAGAUAUUGAAGAUGGUCUGAAGCAAUUUCCAGGGUUAGCCCAUCUGGAUGGUCAGGGCCUGCAAAGAGGCCCGAGACCUUUUGAGAGAGCCUUAGGUAGACCUGACGUUUUCCCUGAUUCGUUACCUGGAAGGCCUCCAUUUCCAAACCAGCAAGGUUCAUUUCCCGUAGGCUUCCAUGAAGAUUUUUCAAUGAAGCCCAAUGCAUCUGGUGCAGAAUUUGGUGAUUAUAGGGCGGAUGGAAUGCCUAAUAUCAGAAACCCAGGUCCAUUUGUUCAAGGGAUGAGUGGUGCUCUUGGUGGUCUCCGUACAGACCAGCUUGGUUCUGGUAACCUUCCUGGGAAUGUACAGCGUGCUUUUGAUGGUCCAGAGUUCCCUCAUACUCGUUUCCACCCUGGUCACAUGCAUCCAGAUGAUCAUAAUCUUGUUGCUGACUAUUCUCGACAUGGAUUUCCAAAAGAAACAAGCCACUUCGGUUUGGGUGGUCUUUUGAGAAAUGGAGAUGUUGGUUGGUGCCGAAUAUGCAUGUUUAACUGUGGGAGUGCAGAGAAUCUGAAUCUACAUGUACAGGCAAGGGAACAUCAGCAGUAUGCAAUGGACAUUGUUCUGAAAAUGAAGCAAGAUGUUGCAAAGAGGCAAAAGCUGAAUUUUGGAGGCCCCAAGUCAUUUCACAACAAAAAGGUAGCUGGGAAGGGCCACUUCCGUUAGAACUUGUGUUAUCUAGUUCAGCACUUGAUGAGAUUUUGAAGGUUGCUACUAAUGCUUAUGGAGGUUUGCAAGACAAUUGAAAAUUGUGAUAUGCUCAUUUGUCUGGGUUAAGGCAGUUCAGCACAUCUGAAAUGGAACCUGUAAUGGUUCCAAACUUUUGUUACCAUGUUGGUCUGCAGACUUCAAAUGUUUGUAUUUUUUUUUUUUACUUCCUAUGCUUUUAUGGUUUCCAUCGUUACUAUUUUGGAUAUUUAGAUGCAGAAGUUAUUCUGAGAAUGCUUAACUUGCUGAGCCUGAACCCCUUUAAUCUUCUAUGUUUAAUAAUAUAUGAAUGGGGAAACUUUUUAUAUGCCACUGCAAAGGAAAAUUUAUAACAAUCCCAAUUUUAUCCACUAGGCACAUAGAACGGUUCUGUGGCUGAUGGGAACCUAGACGACACUGAAACUGCAGGGAGAAAAAUGUAGUGAUAUUGUAUUUUCAGAUAGACACAAAAUGGAAAAUAGUACAAUGGAAUUAUUUUGUAAGGGGCUGAUGGGAAAUUGUUCCUGGCACUUCCAGUGCCUGGCAGCUUUACCAGUUUUGAGCAAAUUAGAUCCCAAAAGGAAUGUCUAGCAAAUGCAUCCUGUAUAUGGUGGUUUGCCACAUCACUAAGCCCUCAUGAUAAACAUUUUAAGUAUCUGACGCCUUAUUAUCUUUUAUUGGAUUCUUAUUUGGGGGAUCAGCUACAUUCCUGUCUAAAAGGAAAAAAAAAAGACAGAAUCUGCUGCAUUUCUGAUUGAAAUAUGGACUAGAGCUUUUCACAUGUCCAUCUCACUGAAAUGGUAAUUUAUUUGAGCUCAUGAGGGCAUUUGUAAGUGUUAAAGAGAGAGGCCUUGUAGGGUGGGAGAAAACACAAGAAAAUGUGAAUUGAUUUGAGAUGGGACUUGUAGCCUGGAAUAUUAGCAUGAGUGCACGUAUUAAGAGGCAAAAAUUGGUUGAGUCUAAUUGGAGGAUUCAGACCCAAAGGACACUGCAUGGCAAGAGUGCACACAUAUGCUUAAAAGAAAAGAAAAAGGAGAAGAAAAAAGAAAGAUGACUACUCUGUUUUGUGAUGGAUGCUGGUGUGUGUGCAUCAUGUAUGCAGCGCUGUUGAUACCAGUACAUGACUUGUAUUGUUCACUUCUAGUUAGGUACUUUGUUAUUUCAAAUGGUGAUGUAUGAUUCUUUGGUUUUGUCAUAGGUUUGAGGUUGAGAAUAGGAGUAUAGGACAGCAUUAGAAACCGAUGGACACUAAAUGUUGUGGAUGAAAUAUUUUAAUUUAUAAUUCAUUAAAUUGGAUAUAUCGCUUCUUCAGUUUUGUUUAAUGCUAUCACUAGCAUAUGAUUUGUUUUGCUGGCAGUAGCCUUUUUCUAGAUGUGUUUGUACAUGGUGAUCAUACAAUCAUUUGGUUUCUUUUUGUUGUUUGUUUGCUAAGCAGAAACUGAAAAGUUUAGGAAAAUUUCCUGCUGAGGGCUCUACUGUCAUUCUUGCAUGCUUUCCUAAUGAUGGUAAGGAUGACAUGCUUUCCUAAUGAUGGUAAGGACAGAUACGAUUUGAGCUUUUAUUACUAGCUUUUUAACAAAACGUGCUACCCAAAUAGAUUGGGCCAAAGUGCUCAUUUCAAUCUUUUGUUUGUCAAUUUCUUGUACUUAAUGGUUGCCCAUCAAGAACUGUUAUAUUACCUGGCUAGACUAAGUGAUUUCAUUAUGUAUACUCAUUCCAUGUUAUAAGGACUGCCACUAGGACUUGCUUAUUUUAACACAGCGAGAUCACUGGUUGUUCUACUAUGUCUUAAUGAAAUGUUUGAUUACUUUCCAGUCUUUAGUUUAUCUGAUAAUACGACACAGAAAAUUUUUCUCCCAAACAAAAGUUGCUUGGGUAUUGCAUACAAGAUAUUUCUCCCAAACAUAAGUUGCUUGGUAUUGGACUUGAGUCGAAAAUUCUCUUUACCUGCUCAUGAAUUUGAUCCAACCUAUUUAAUAAAAUAUGCUCAAUAGCCACAUGUGUUCAAUUUUACUAGGUUUGACUUCCAAAUUUCUUUGUACUCUUUAGUAUCAUCACCUGAAAAUCAUGGUGAUCAAGAUGACACUAGAGCUUUUUUUUAAUCUAUUGACGUAUUUACUUCUCUAGAACCUCGACACCUUAGAUUAAGAGUUCAUUUUCUAGGAGAAUUUUAGGCAUAAUCUAUAUGGUUAUUUAGCAUGGUGAUUCCUGUAGAUAUGCCAACUAUUGAACAUUGUUUUGUCUACUACACUUGAUUUGUAGCUAUCUUGUGUUAGUUGGAUUAUCAUCAGACUUUUGAUAAUCCUACCUUACCCCUCUGGAUUUAUGCUUAUUUUGGUCAUAUAGGUAGUCUGGUAGCAUUCAAAUGAAUUAGCUACAGAUUUAGUAAGCAAAAACAUAAUAUUAACUUUCCAUAAUGGGGCAGCAAUUGGCCUGCCAAAUCCCUGUUGGUUUGCCAACUGUUUUGUAAAUGUUGGUUUGUCAAUGGUUUAGUAAAGUGGCUAGUGUGUGAAAAGCGCGGUUUCCAUGUAGAUUUGGACAUAAAACUGGUUUUUUAUCAACUUCUACUUUGAAGCUUCCACAGAUUUGAUCCUUGGAUAACAAUUGAAUUGAAGACUACGAAUUUUGGUAGGGUGGGAGGGUGGGCACCGGUUACCACAUCACCCUGCUGUCUUGGCCAAAUACCAUCCGAUUACCAUGGGUUUCUGGAACCCUGGGUUCACUGUCCUCUCCGACCUUAUAUUUCGACAGUAGAAUAACCUUUGAUGGUGGCAUUGGUCACAUGUGGAGGUGAUUAGUGAGUGCCGUCACUUGCACACGAAAUAUAUUUUUUGGUACAGCAGCAUAACUUUGUGGUUAAGUUGUCUUGGUUUGAUAGCAUUAUCAAUGGGAUUACUGCUGCAAUAGUAACCUGUAGGACAUUUAUAAUGUCGCGCAGCUAUGAUCCUAUAUGGUAGCAAUUAACUACUGGGGAGCUUGCUCUAGUUUUAGUGCGUACUUGGCAUGUUGGUACGAUACUCAAGUUAUAUGUUUCUUUUGCAUCUAUCUUGUUUUGUGUUCUCCCUUUGGGAUUCUUGUAGCUACUAUUGGGGGAUUCGUGGUGGAUUUGCUCGCUAGACGUAUAUUGGUACCUUACAUCCGGUGAUUAUUGGAACGAAAAUGCUUUGGCCCAUUUGAUGCCUGCAUCGGAUAUUUGACACGAAGGCUGGAUUAAUAUUUGGUUGAAAUGGUUCCUAUCAUAUCUGCGGCCAGUUGCUGAGAUCUUCAAUGUAAAAUACCCGUGUUACUUCCAGUGGUGUAUGCCUACUAAUUAAUGUACCAAACCGAUGUAAAUAAAUUCAUGUAAUUUAUUGUUGAAAAUGGCUAUAAAUGUUUUGUAAUUUGGCA